CGCGCCAGUGGUGGCUCAGGAGGGAGGGCGGCAGGUGCCUCCGCGAUGGGGAACCGGGUCACCCGCAGCGACUUCGAGUGGGUCUACACCGACCAGCCCCACACCCAGCGCAGGAAGGAGAUCCUAGCAAAAUAUCCAGCCAUCAAAUCCCUAAUGGGGCCAGAUCCCCACUUAAAAUGGGUUGUGGCAGGAAUGGUCUUCACCCAGAUUCUGGCCUGUUACCUGGUGAGAAAUUUAUCCUGGAAGUGGGUUUUCUUCUGGGCCUAUGCUUUCGGAGGCUGCAUCAACCACUCCAUGACGCUGGCGAUCCAUGACAUCUCUCACAACGUGGCCUUUGGGAACAAGCAAGCCAGGUGGAACAGAUGGUUUGCUAUCUUUGCCAACUUGCCCGUUGGACUCCCUUACUCUGCUUCCUUCAAGAAAUACCACAUUGACCACCACCGGUACCUUGGCGGACAUUAUUUGGAUGUGGAUAUUCCUACUGAUUUUGAGGGUUGGUUAUUCUGCACGCCGCUUCGGAAACUGGUCUGGAUCACUCUCCAGCCGUUGUUUUAUGCCUUGAGACCACUCUGUGUGAAUCCCAAAGCCAUAACUGAGAUGGAAAUCUUUAACGCCUUGAUCCAGUUCGCCUUUGACCUUCUUGUCUUCUACUUAUGGGGUCUGAAGCCCAUUAUUUACAUGAUAAGUGGAACGUUACUUUGCAUGGGUUUGCAUCCAAUUUCUGGGCACUUCAUCGCAGAACACUAUAUGUAUUUGAAAGGAUAUGAAACAUAUUCCUACUAUGGGCCCCUCAACUGCAUUACAUUUAAUGUUGGCUACCAUAUGGAGCAUCAUGAUUUCCCCAGCAUUCCUGGUUCCAAGCUGCCACUGGUAAGGAAGAUAGCAGCAGAAUAUUACGAUACCUUACCACAGCACCAGUCCUGGGUUCGAGUUCUUUGGGACUUCAUUUUCGACAAUACCAUUGGCCCUUAUUCAAGAGUGAAGCGAAUAUGCAAGCUAGCAUCAGAAUCUCAAUAGAUACCAGCUCCAGCUCCACCCUUACUUGUUAUA
This is a messenger RNA of Anolis sagrei ordinatus, 1050 nucleotides long. It is a transcript of the gene DEGS2, whose product is annotated as delta 4-desaturase, sphingolipid 2. NCBI's taxonomy places the organism in Eukaryota, Metazoa, Chordata, Lepidosauria, Squamata, Anolidae. Gene Ontology annotation, cellular component: membrane. The record is from RefSeq and is a predicted model, not a curated record. Gene Ontology annotation, molecular function: sphingolipid delta-4 desaturase activity. Gene Ontology annotation, biological process: ceramide biosynthetic process; sphinganine metabolic process.